UAAUCAUAUGUAGGCUGGUUGCGUGGCGUGUUCUUUUUUCGGCGGUAAAUCGCACAAGAUGGCGGAGGAAGUGAACGGCGAGCAAAUUCAGCAGAAUUUGGACGACAUGAGCCAAGAUCUUAUGGCCACAACAACAGAGGCGGUUGCCAUCGAGCAGCAAGAGACCGAUAUGACCAACUUGACGGGAGACGGUAGCGCGGCGCCGGUAGCCGGCGAAGAUGUGCCUCCCGGAAGCAAAAUCAACUCGACCAAAGAUGAUGACGACGACCGCAUUCCCUCUGACCUCUGCAGGAAAAUGUUCGUGGGCGGCCUGAGCUGGGAAACAACAGAGAAGGACCUGAAGGACUACUUUGCACAGUAUGGUGAUAUCGAGGACUGCACGAUCAAGAUCGACCCCGUCACGGGAAGGUCACGCGGCUUCGGUUUCAUCCUCUUCUCGGCGGCGGAGAGUGUGGAAAAGGGGGAAACAACUGGGGCCAACAGCAGGGAGGUUACGGUUAUGGGUACCCAUACCAGGCCUACGGCCAGGGCUAUGGCGGCUACGGAGGUGGCAACUAUGGCCAGGGCUACGGGUAUGCCGGCGGCUAUGGGAGCUACUAUGACUACUAUCCAAACUACGGUGGAUAUGGGGGCCAACAGUAUGGCAAAGCACCCGCCAGGAAGGGCCACGUGGCUUCCUACCACCCGUACGCCCCUCGCUAGUCCCCUGUCUGCAUCGUAGGCUCCUGUGGAGGAGUAAGAGAAGAGAGGGAGUGAAAGAGAAGGGAGGGGAGAGAGAGAGAGAGAGAGAAAACACAUGCCUCAUUCCUUUACAACUUGCAACAGACGUUCCUUCUGACAAGUCUGCUGGGAGAAAAUUUGUGUCCACCUCGACGGUGCAGAAAUCAUCCUCGACGUACCAAGACUCCACAUGGACUAAAAACGUCACGAUCGCCCGUUCCUUUUAUAUUACCCAAUCAGUUCUUUUCCCUUUUGGUAAUUUCUUGUCGUAAGUUGUUGAGUAUUUUAUGCCCUGAGAGGUACGCCUUACUGAAUAAAUAAAGUGUAAAUGUGUUGAAGUUUUAUCUUGUUCUAUCCGUAAAUGUCAGUUGUCUUGUCUGUGCUGCACUUGUAAAUUUAGCUGCUAACUCGAAUAUUGCUUCGUGUCUGCCACGUGCAAUAUAUUUUUCCAGAGGAAGGUUACCAUAGCUAAAAGCUUUUCUUUUUCAGUAAUUAACAAUGACUAUUUUCCAAAGAAUUUCCACUAAUUAUUAGUAAAGUAAAAAAAAUCCCUAGGUAAACUUUUUUUCCUCAUAAGUAGUGCUAACACGGAAGACAAUUUUCUACAUCAUGGACAACAUCGGAGAAAUAAAACAUUUUUGAAAUA
Molecule: messenger RNA, 1366 nt
Organism: Branchiostoma floridae (Florida lancelet)
Lineage: Eukaryota; Metazoa; Chordata; Leptocardii; Amphioxiformes; Branchiostomatidae
Product: heterogeneous nuclear ribonucleoprotein D0-like
Biological process (GO): regulation of gene expression
Cellular component (GO): nucleoplasm
Molecular function (GO): RNA binding
Source: RefSeq, a predicted model, not a curated record